Neofelis nebulosa (Clouded leopard) is the source of this 3758-nucleotide messenger RNA. It is a transcript of the gene ACBD3, whose product is annotated as acyl-CoA binding domain containing 3. The transcript is spliced from 8 exons. Gene Ontology annotation, molecular function: fatty-acyl-CoA binding. Gene Ontology annotation, cellular component: Golgi membrane. Bases 408 to 1805 code for a protein of 465 amino acids. Lineage: Eukaryota; Metazoa; Chordata; Mammalia; Carnivora; Felidae. The record is from RefSeq and is a predicted model, not a curated record.
ACAGACCUACGAGACCGUCGUAAGAAAGGAACGAUAGGCGCUGAGAAUAGUAAUACCUUUCACGCGUCUGAUUUUCUUACUGGCUAGCUCAUGUUACAUUUGAGCUGAACUGAAAUUUUCACCUGAAGACAGGUUCAGGGAUAUGUGUACGUGUGUGUUUCACGUGAGUUACUUUGACAUUCCCCGGGAGGCCUCCCCUUCAUUUAAUACACCUUCAGGAAAGUACACAGCUCAUAAGUGUGUGGUGAUGAACUUCCACAAGGCGCCCACUCUGGAAACCGCCCCCAAGAGGAGAUAGUGUCUGCAGUAGCUCCCCUCACCGCUGGUUUCACCCCCCACGGUGGUCAGCUGGGGUCCGGAAGCUGGUGAUCUUCCUGACACCGCGUCAGAAGGUCGCGGUAGCCUUGAUGCCGCGUCCCAGCUCCUGCGUCGUUUACCCCACAUCACCUCGUUCGUCACCUCAUUCGUCGCGUGCGUGUUUUGUCAUCUCCCGUCAUCACAAGGAAAAAGAUGGCAAAGCCUUUCAUCCAACUUACGAAGAAAAACUGAAGCUUGUGGCACUGCAUAAGCAGGUUCUUAUGGGUCCAUAUAAUCCAGACACUUGUCCUGAGGUUGGAUUCUUUGAUGUGUUGGGGAAUGACAGGAGGAGAGAGUGGGCGGCCCUGGGAAAUACCUCUAAAGAGGACGCCAUGGUAGAGUUUGUCGAGCUCCUGAACAGGUGUUGCCAUCUCUUCUCCACGUACGUCGCGUCCCACAAAAUCGAGAAGGAGGAGCAAGAAAAGAAAAGGAAGGAGGAGGAGGAGCGAAGGCGGCGGGAAGAAGAGGAGCGAGAGCGAGUGCAGAAGGAGGAGGAGAAGCGCAGGAGAGAGGAGGAGGAGCGGCUUCGGCGGGAGGAGGAAGAGCGGCGGCGGCUGGAGGAGGAGCGGCUGCGGCUGGAACAGCAGAAGCAGCAGAUCAUGGCGGCGCUGAACUCGCAGACGGCCGCGCAGUUCCGGCAGUACGCGGCGCAGCAGUACCCGGGCAGCUCGGAGCAGCAGCAGCUCCUGGUGCGCCAGCUGCAGGAGCAGCACUACCAGCAGUACAUGCAGCAGCUGUACCAGGCGCAGCUGGCCCAGCAGCAGGCGGCGCUCCAGAAGCAGCAGGAGGUAGCGGUUGGGGGAGCUGCUUUGCCUACACCGGCAAAGGUGAACACAGCUGUGGCGAGCGAUAGGACGUCGGUUAACGGACAGGCCAAAGCCCACACGGACAGCUCCGAGAAGGACCUCGAACCAGAAGCUGCAGAAGAAGCCGUGGAGAAUGGACCAAAAGAAUCUCUUCCAGUAAUAGCAGCUCCGUCCAUGUGGACACGACCCCAGAUCAAAGACUUCAAAGAGAAGAUUCGGCAGGACGCGGACUCCGUGAUUACGGUGGGCCGAGGAGAAGUGGUCACCGUUCGCGUCCCCACCCACGAAGAGGGAUCGUAUCUCUUUUGGGAAUUUGCUACAGACAAUUAUGACAUUGGAUUUGGGGUGUACUUUGAAUGGACAGACUCUCCAAACACUGCGGUCAGCGUGCACGUCAGCGAGUCCAGUGACGACGACGAGGAGGAGGAAGAGAACGUCAGCAGUGAGGAGAAAGCCAGAAAGAACGCCACCAAGCCCCUGCUGGACGAGGUCGUGCCUGUGUACCGGCGGGACUGUCACGAGGAGGUGUAUGCCGGCAGCCACCAAUACCCAGGGAGAGGAGUCUACCUCCUCAAGUUUGACAACUCCUACUCUUUGUGGAGGUCAAAGUCGGUCUACUACAGAGUCUAUUAUACUAGAUAAAGAUGGUGUCGCGGAGUCCGGAGUCUAGGGUUGGGCAGAAGACGGCACUUGGUUCGGAAUUUCUUUUGACUUUUGUGGAGCGUUGCAGUCAGCGUCUCCCCUUUUGAUUUUGGUCUGAUGGUCCGUGAACUCUCGUCGGGACUCAGGGUUUCCUUGAGACUCUAGCAUUAAUCCUCUGGGGUUAGAGGGAGUCCUCGGACCCGUCUGGCCCUUGGGUGCCGACCGGCAGGGUCGCUAGUGGAUGCAGAAGUUACGCGAGCUACGUGUGAAAUCUAUAAGGUCUCCGAAAUAAAACCUCCCCACGUUGACCCCACCCGGCUGACGGUGAGUCCAUUGCUGCCCGCCGCAUGCGGUUGACGAGAGCCCGUGGUCACGGUGACCUCGGAUCGGAAAUCCUUACGUUCGCAGUCUGCCUGAGGUGCAGCUGACUUGGACGAAGGUCGUCGUUUUGAAAUGAAGGUCAUCGUUUUGAAAACUUACAGACUCAAGACCCCACAGGUUAUAAUAGCAAAGUUGCCUCGAUUCGCUUUUGUUCUGAACGACCCAGAUUGUCUUUGCAUUGAGUACGGCCGUCUAGUUCAGAGGCCUAUUACAGAGAAUUAUUUUCCGAGAUAAUCUUAAGGACGUUCAAAGCCGAUUGGUAAUUGAACCGUCAAGACGCACACAACACCUCAGAGGUCCAUGUUGUUAGCAGGCCUCUGCAAACUCGGGUCCUUUUCUCUCCCUCCGGGACUCCCCCCUGCCGGUGACAAAGCAGAGUUAAUUCAUUUUUGUCUCGAUUUGGCUUUAUAGAGCAUCUCAAAUUGAACCUGUUUUCUACACGAGCAUAUAGUUAGGGGGUUUUGUAAACUCAAAUUGACACCUACUGAAUUAAAGUAUGUAAAAUCACUUCAGUACAAUUGAGUGUAUGGGGAAUAACGUUGCACUAAAAGGAAAUCACUGCCAGAGACAGUCCAUUUUCCUUUCCUGUGUUCAUGCUUAGGCACAAACCCUACCCAGUUCCUGUGGGGAAUUGCGUACUGGAGAGAAUUGGAAAAACAGAUGCCCAUGCUUAAAUUGUUUUAUAGCUUUAAUCUGCAUUAUGUCUUUGUAGAUGGGAAGAGGACAUCUUCGUGUCCCUUACCGAGAACAUAUACGGAUAAACAGCCGCAAGUUGGUAGAAGUGAUGGACUAGCGUAGAGAUCCUUGUUUUCAGGAGGGAGGGGGGUGUAGAUAGAACGUGACCAAGACGGCACUACACACGAAACGUUACUGGAUGUUGUUACUGAAAUACUUAGAUUUUUAGAUUUUUAAAACUUCAGAUCUUAAAUCACUUCUUGUAGGAGGGUCUCCGUUGAUUAAGCUGCGUUCUAUACAGUUCACUACACGAGGGGCUGUUUGUCGUGCGUGCGUUUCUUUUCUGGUUUUUAAUACCUGGUUUUGUACAUACCUAACCCUCUUCUCUUUUGGUCAUUCGGAAACUGGAUUAUUUUCUCCUCUGAGCAGUGCUUGAUUUGUGUUCUUUAAUUUGGAUUCACUGGUUCCAGCUCAAAGACGUCCACACCGUUCUGUCCAGAACACGUUCAGGCUGUCCAUGCGCGUGCGCGUACAUACUACCGUAUGGAACCAUGGGGUUAGGCGCUUCUUGGCUUUUUUUUUUUUUAACGAGAAAAUACUGUAUUUAAAAUGUAAAAUAAACUUUUAAAAAGCAGGCACUAAUAUAUAUUUCUUCCAGCCUUUGAGUACAGAUUUGUUCUUGCCCAUGUUAAGAUAAAUCGUCUUCUGAAAAGACCCUCGUUCUCGGGAGCAGUUUAUGUCACUUUACGUAGCGGUGGUUCGUCGUGUGCUCACGUCAGAACAUUUUUGGUUUUAGACUUUUCUAUUGCCUUUGGCUGUUGAUUAGUACAGUACAAGUGCGAUUUCAAAAAGAUCUUGAGAAUAAUAUAUUUAAUCAAUUAAAAUGUUUAUCUGUAA